This is a messenger RNA of Morchella importuna, 429 nucleotides long. RefSeq lists its product as uncharacterized. NCBI's taxonomy places the organism in Eukaryota, Fungi, Ascomycota, Pezizomycetes, Pezizales, Morchellaceae. The record is from RefSeq and is a predicted model, not a curated record. The coding region runs from base 1 to 429 and encodes 142 amino acids. The transcript has 2 exons.
AUGCUUUCUACUCUUUCUAUUUUUCUCCUCAUCCAAGCUUUCGUCACCCCAUCUCUUACCCUAUCCCUCAAUCGCCGAGCCAAUACCUCCGUCAAUCCCGCCGCUAUCUCUUCCUCAACCUGCACCGACCCCUCCACAACUCUCGACUCCCAUGAUAUCAAUGUCGCCACGCUCGCAAUCUGCGGUGGUAUCGCCGGCGCAAUAACAAAAUGCCAAGGCUCACCGGCGAGCACCAGCGGUGCCAGUGGGACCGCAAGAUUCGAUCUUACGACAACAGUGGCGGGCGCAACAAUUAACGUAUCGAAGGGCAGAUGGGAGGGGUGUAUAAGGGCAGCUAGAGCAGUGUGUGGGGAUAGCCCAUUUGAAGCGGUGUGUGUAGGCGGGGCGAGUGAAGGGGAUGUGAACUUUGUACUGAGCGCAAACUCAUGA